Messenger RNA from Paraphaeosphaeria sporulosa, 920 nucleotides. Its product is annotated as putative GNAT family acetyltransferase. The transcript has a single exon. Lineage: Eukaryota; Fungi; Ascomycota; Dothideomycetes; Pleosporales; Didymosphaeriaceae. The record is from RefSeq and is a predicted model, not a curated record. Gene Ontology annotation, molecular function: acyltransferase activity, transferring groups other than amino-acyl groups. Bases 86 to 817 code for a protein of 243 amino acids.
UACGUUCCCCAGUUGAUCAUCUCUUAACCAUUUCGCGGAGCAAAUCCCAUACCGCACUUCUUUGUACUCGUAGGCAACGAGCACCAUGGCUGAACCAAAUAUUACCGUCGAGUCCGUCUCCAACGCGGACGACUUCACCCAGAUUUUCCACUGCGUCUCCGAAGCCUUCGGCCGCCAGGCCAAGGACACUGUCUGGAUAGUCACCAGCCCAGGGUGGGACACUCCCGAAGGCCAGAAAAAGGGUGCUGCUGACCUGGUAAAGCGGUGGCAAAACGUCAAGACAAACAAGGAUGGCAAGCCCAACACCGUCUUCCUCAAAGCCACUCUCCCCGAUCCCGCGGAUGCAAGUAAGCGCCGUAUAGCUGGAAUGGCUAUAUGGCAGCAGGCCUCAUUCGUGGAUGGCUACGGUGACAUUCCCACAGACGACAUGAGCGAACUACUCCACACGCUGGAUCCGACUGAGGCGCGGUUCGCGGCUCAGAUGUUCAGGUCGUUGUGGAGGCGUAGGAUCGCGUAUGCGAAGGAGAAGGCCAGUGCUGAUCCGCCUGCCAUCUUUGUUCUGGAUAUGUGUGCCGUGGACCCAGAGUUCCAAAGGAGAGGCAUCGCGCAGAAGUUGGUUCAGUGGGGCUUAGACGAGGCCAAGAGACGAGGCGAAUUGGAGUGUACGACAGAGGCAAGCAGCAUGGGAAGGGGCGCGUAUCAAAAGCUCGGUUUUCAACCGGAAGGUACGGAGGACAUCGUGUACGAGGUAGAUGAAGAAUUCUCAAGUAGGGAUAAGCCGCCGAACGUUUUCUUGAGGACAGGCAUAAAGCAGUAGGUAUGCAACAUAUCAGCUAGUCGCAUGGCGGUUAAUCUAGGCGUGUCUUUUCCCACUCAAGGAAGGAACCUUCUGUGUUGGCACGUUAGAAUUUUAGCGGGAA